This is a messenger RNA of Diversispora eburnea, 2832 nucleotides long. The record is from the annotation of a GenBank genome assembly. NCBI's taxonomy places the organism in Eukaryota, Fungi, Glomeromycota, Glomeromycetes, Diversisporales, Diversisporaceae.
AUGAAUGAAGAUUAUUUGCGUAAACGAACAGUUGGUAUUUCUAUAGAAGAUGAUUCUUCAGAUUCUUCGGUUGAUUUAUCUGAUGCAACUAUACUUGAUAGAGGGAAAAAACAAUCUCGCCUUUCACGUAUAUUAACUUCACUUAGAUGGAUUGUUGUAUCGGGGGUAAUAUAUUGGUUCUUUGAAGUAUCUUCAAACGUACAGCAAGUUUUGUCAUUGAAAGGGAAUACUUCAAAGCCAAAUUAUAAAGUUUGGAAUCAAGAUGAAACAUUAAAAAAAUUUAUACCUAUUGCAACUUUAACAGGUGUUAUUGGUGUAUCAGGAUUUACAAUUAGUUGUUGGUUUAUUUGGGGAGUUUUUUCUCCUCUGGUUGUUUUAAAUUUAAUAAUUCCCGAAAAAAUUUCUGCCAAUAAUUAUUGUCAUUAUUUUUCAUAUCCUUCUUAUCCAUCUGGUCAUAAAAACAUAACAAAAGUUAAAUGUGAUCCAUUAGAUAGACUGGAUUCAUUUGAUUCGUCAGUUUCUUUGGAAUCAUAUAAUGUAUUUACAGUUGACUUUCAUUGUGGAAUUAAUAAUACAAAUUUAUGUCAAAAAGCUCAUGACGUAUUUAAAUCAGCUGGAAAUAGAAUUGCCUCUAUAAUAAAAUUUAAUACACCUUUAAAAGUAAAUGCUACUUUUACUAAUUUUUGUAAAGAAUUUGGUCAAUGCUCAUAUGACGACCAAAUUCUUAUAGGGGAAGCAUCAGCUGCUCAAUUCAUACCAAUUAAAGAUUCAGAUGGAGUAAUUAGACAUUAUUCUCAAGCCUUAGUUAAACAAUUGGGAAAUCCAGAUAAUGCACAAUAUAACGAUUAUGAUAUUUUGGCAUCUUUUAAUUCUCAAGCCAAUUUGUAUUUUAAAGGUGACUCAUCAAUUGGUGAUGAGCAGUAUGAUUUCGAAUACGUUGUCACUCAUGAAUAUAUUCAUGGUUUGGGAUUCUAUCCUUAUUGGAACGAUUAUGCAAAUUUAUUGACACCUUACCCUGAAUUUCUUGCUGAAGUUAAUAAUACAGAACAAGAAAUUACUUUUACAGGAUUUGUUGAAACAGCUUUUGAUAGACACAUGGUAUUAACUGAACCUGGUGAAGCUUCUCAACGGAUGACAAAAUUGGUUGAUAAAUUCAAUAGUAUUGUGCCAAUUGGAACAACUUUAAAAGUUAAUGAUUUUUUUAUUAAAUAUGAAAAUUCUGAAGUAUAUGGUCUUUCCAAACAAUUAUUAAAAGACGCUGUUACUCCAAAAACAAUGAGCUUUAUUACAAGUGAUAAUACUAGUGUUCUUCUUGAAACAAGAAUAAAUCCUUAUGCCGUAGGAUCAAGUAUUUGUCAUGUAGAUAGGUCUUAUCAAAAUGGAUCAGAUUUCUUAAUGGCAUUUUCGGCGAUCCCUGGUAAAACUUUGGAUGAAUUAAUCGCCCAAAAUCAUGGUACUUCUGCUUUGGGACCAAAUCUAAUUAAAGUUUUAGGGACAUUGGGUUAUACACAAUGUUACGAUUAUCCAAAUCCUAUUGAUCGAACUUAUAAAGUACCGGUUCAAUGCCCAAUAACAAAACAAUCUUCUAUAGAUCAUUUAACUUCUAAUUCAAAUUCUACAAAUAUGUUUGUAGUCACUUUCACUUGUGAUGCAAAAAAUAAAACAUUAUGUUCAAAAGUCAAAAAUGCUUUUGAUAUAGCGGGAAAAAUAAUAACAUCAAUAUUAUCAUUAAAUGCACCAAUAAAUGUAAAUGCUAGUUAUUUGGAUUUUUGUGCAGUCUUGGGACAAUGUGAAGGAAACCCGGGAUUAAUAACAUUAGGAGGGGCAGCACCAACUCGUACAAUACCUCUUCAGGAUGAUGACGGUCUUGUUAGAUUAUAUCCACAAUCAUUAGUUAAACAAUUUCAAUUUAAGCAACAUCCACAAUUUGGAACAUUUGAUAUCACUGCUUUAUUUAAUUCAGCAGGAACUGAUUUUUGGUUUCAAGGUGAUCCUAAAAUUAAACCUGAACAACAAGAUUUUCUUUAUGUAGUUUUACACGAAAUGAUGCAUGGUUUAGGUUUAGCUUCUAAUUGGGAUGAUUAUAUUAACGAUACUCCUGAAUCAUUGACCCCUGAAAUAUCUUUAUCAAUGAGUGAUGGCUUAAUAAAAUUUAAUGGAUUUUUUGAAGCAGCAUUUGAUAAAUAUCUUAUACAAAUUCCAACAGGAAAAAGAACUUCUUUAAUAACUGAUCAAUUAAAUUCAUUUGCUAAUGGAAAAGGUUCAACAUUUUCCAAUAGCAAUGAUUUUAUAACACAAUUUAAAUCAUCUUCACAAUAUAGUUUAGCUGUGGAUAUGAUGAAAAAUGCUGUUAACUCUAAUUCUUUAGGAUUUUUACCAAGAGGUGGAACUAAUUUUAGUGAUCUUAUAAUAUUAGAAACUUCUUUAAAUCCUUAUCAACCUGGAUCAAGUGUUAGUCAUUUAGAUCAUAAAACUUAUAAUUCCACUAGCGAUUUUCUAAUGAUAUAUAUAGCUGAUCGAGGAAUAGAUGUGGAUACUUUAUUAAGUGAUAAUAAAGCUCAAUCUCCCAUUGGACCAAAAUUAAAGAUAUUACUUGAAACAAUGGGAUAUGCAAGUCCCGAUAAUCCAAAUCCAUAUCGACCAACUGUUACAAUUACCCAAAAUAAAUUUAAUCCUAAAGAUUUCAAUGGCAUUGGACCUUUUACACCUGAUAAUACUUCUACCUCUCAAAAUACUUCUAUCAAUCAAAAUUCUGCAGCAAUCAGAUCAUCAUCAGAAUUAAGAAAUCUUUUAUUCAUAAGCGCCUUUGUUAUUUACUUUUUAAUAAUAUAA